AUGUGUCCUCUGCAGAUGGUCCUGGUGCUCCUGAACAUACCUCUGGCGACAGUGUUUGUGCUGAGCUGCAUGUGUGCCGUGCCGCUGCAGGGCCAGAAGCCGGGUCAGGUGGACCCCCUGGCAACCCACCGGGCGAACCCGCAGUGCUGGGACUUCUCCUCGGCGCUGCUGCUGGAGAUGCGCUCCCCGAGGAUCGCUGACACAGUGCCCGCCUUCUGGGACAUGAUGGUGUUCCUCAGGUCGUCAGAAAACCGCAAACACACUGCGCUGUUCUGGGACCUGGCCCGGGUGUUCUGGGACAUCUAUGUGGACUGCGUGUUGUCCAGGAGUCACGGCCUGGGACGGAGACACAUCACCGCUGUACACUCCCUCAUAACUAACAGCUUCGAAGGUGGUGGAGCUGCUUCAGGUCCAUAUCUGGAGCUCCUGUUGGAUAUGAAUGGUGACAGAGCAGUUCACUUCACUGUUUGA
Messenger RNA from Toxotes jaculatrix (banded archerfish), 471 nucleotides. RefSeq names its product protein FAM237A-like. The coding region runs from base 1 to 471 and encodes 156 amino acids. The record is from RefSeq and is a predicted model, not a curated record. The transcript is spliced from 2 exons. Lineage: Eukaryota; Metazoa; Chordata; Actinopteri; Toxotidae.